AGCAGCAAUCACAAACUGUGAAGUGGACAGUCAGGCUGCUUCAUGCCAUUGAUCCCAGUGCUCGAAUAAACACUUGUGGUGGUCUCUCACACCGACCGAGCUUAAAGAUAUACUUGUAAAUAAAUAAAGAAAUGGGUGAGACAUUUUCUCCGGGACCAGUUACCCUUUGAGUCGGGAAGGAUCAUCAAUUAUUGACAGCACACACAGUGAGGGUGAGAAGAUAGACAGCAGGGGAGGGUGAAGUCAGGAGAGGGAGAGAGAGAGGAAGACAAAAAGAAAGAGAUAGAGGAGGUGUGCACAUUUAAAUGGUGUGUCACAUGACGCAAAUUACAUUAUUUCUAUUAACUGUAACUCUUAAUUCAAUAAUGUUUGUUCUGUUGGUAGAGGAGGUAUUCAGAAUAUGUAUUUGUCAAACUGCUAAAAGUGAAAUUAUAGUUAAGGGUGAAAGUAAAAAUUCCCCAGUUUCAGCCCUUCAUGCAACCUUUUAAAAAAGCUAUUUACUAAUUGGAAAAAGUACUCAAGUUCUCAAGCAAAAGUAAAAAUUACACAAUGUAAAAUACUCCAUUACAAGUAACAGUCCUUCAGUUAAAAUCCUACUUGUGUAAAAGUGGGUUAUGUAGGUAUUACUGGCAAGCUGUUCUUAAACUAACAAAGUAAACAUAAGAGUUUUAGAUGAAGAAAUAAUGUAAAAUCUUUAUCUGAAGAAUCACUACAGUGGUCCAAUAAAUGUAGGGAAAUAAAAAGUAUAAUUCAUUCCUCUUAAAUAUAGUGGAAUACUCAAGUGAAAUAUUUGAGUAAAUAUUCUUAGUUUCUUCCAACCACGGAUUUUGAAAAAUCCUUCUAAGUUUAAGAGAGCUGCAGAGGUCUCUAAAUCUGGUUAAGUUUGCGAUUACUGCAGAACAGAGAUAGAUGAAAGUAGCUUCUAACACAUGCUUUGGAAUAACUCUAUAAUUCUGUAUAUUUUUGGUGAUGAAUGAUACCUCUGGGGCAGUGAACAUAAUUCAGAAUGAGGUAGCUGUGUUGCUCACCAGUUACAGGCUUUCUUUCUCUUGCAGUCAUUUUGGACUAAAUUCCCCUUGAUAUUUUAUCUGUUGUACCCCCUGACCCACCCUACUCAAGUUCAGUUUACUUUUCGUUUCCAUUUCCUAUAAUUUGUUCCUAUUCAUGUUUGUUUAUUGGUAAUUUUGCAGGUUUGUUUGCAGGAGAUUCCAGGCACACAAGUUACAGUUUUUCUGAUUUAAAAUAAUUAUUUUAUUUUUCAGAAUAACACAGAACACAUGAACAACAGCAGAAUUGGUUAUUAUGUUGUAGGAUUAUCAUUGUAAUGAAGAAUUUUAAUGUGGUUGAGAUGGAAGUUUUUUGUAACUACUUUAUACAAGUUAUUGUUGGGUAUUUUUGUUUGUAACAACAUAACAAACGAUUAAUCAAUCAAUACAUACACAUACACACAGCAUAUUGUUUGUAUUAGAAAUAUAAAUCAGCACAAAAUAGAAAUACUGAAGUAAAUAGAACUACCCCAAAGUUUGACUUAAGUGGGUGUCUCUCUACUGUUAAUUACACAUCUUAAUUAAACGUUUUGCGUAUUUGAGCUAUGAUCACGCCUUUUAUCAUGAAUGGAAAUUAUUUUAUUUUGAAUCCCACUCCAUUUCCUUCUCAUCCUCGUCUUGUUAGAUGGCUCACUAUUAGAGAGCUGUUUGUGUCUGUCUUCAAAGCGCUCCUUAUCAAUUGGUCAAUUAUUCACAGAAACCAGAUUCAAAUUUUAAAAAAUGAACUUGUCUCCACUGUUUUACAGUAGUUUUACAGCCUGUUAAAAGGCAGCCGAUUGGCUGCUCGAAACGUCACUCAAAGCGUAUUGUUCUGUCAUUGGUCCCGACCCAAAACGGCUUUGGAGCGCCGCCUCCUUUGAUUUCAGUCCUUAACACCCGCGGAAGUUGGUUUGCGAAGUGAAGAUGGGAUGUAGUCAGCUUGCGUGAAACUGUGUGAAACACGUCGACAUUUUGCUGUAGUUACGCUGGACAAUUUCGUACUCACUUGCAGAAGGAGAAGAACGUGUGCCGGCGCAAAAUGUUGGAGUGUGGCAUGCUGGAGCGGGACAGACAGACUCUUCGGAUACGCUCUAAGGUUCUCUGCAAACAGCUGGUGGUGGAUGAGAUGCUCAUUCAGUCACUGCAAGCAGACGACAUCCUAACCGAGAGCAUGGCAGAGAGCAUCAUGGCUGAGCAAACGUCUCAGAAACGAAGCUGGCGUUUGCUACUACUCUUACCAAAGCGAGGACCCAAAGCCUUUAACAGCUUCUGCACAGCUCUCCAGGAAACUGAGCAGCAGCAUCUGUAUGAUCUGCUCACACAGUCACCAGAAAAAGACGGCAAAGAGACACAUUCAGAGAGUAUUCAGCCUGAGGAAGAGCCAGAGGGUAAGGCAGGGGGACUGGUCAUGCAGACAACAGAGAAGAAAAGAGAGAGGUUUUUGGACUCUUCUCUCCCAUUUCCCACCCAGGAGGGUAUUGCAACCAAGAGAGCAAGGACACAUGAGUCCAUGGAGUGUAGUCUGGAUGCAGACAGUCCCAUCAGCACUCCCGUGCUCCCAUGCUCUCCUGACUUUUAUGUCUCUCACUGCCAGCAGUCUUACAGAAUGAAUUCAUCCCCACGGGGCUAUGCUUUGGUGAUCAGUAACGUGACCUUUGACUCUUGUGCUGCCGCCGAUCUUGACACCAGGAAGGGAGGUGAAGUUGAUGAUGAGGUCCUCAGGAAGGUCUUCACAGAGCUGGACUACCCGGUUACUCUCCACAGAGACCUCACUGCUCAGGAUAUGAGGACGUCUAUUGAGAAUUUUUGCCGGCGACCAGACCACCGGACAGUGGACAGCUGUGUGGUGUGUCUGCUCUCUCAUGGAGUGGAAGGAGCUGUGUAUGGCACAGAUGGACAGCUCCUGCAGCUGGACUGGGUGUUUGAGGCCUUUGAUAAUGCGCACUGUCCACUGCUACAAAAUAAACCGAAGAUGUUUUUCAUCCAGGCCUGCAGAGGAGACAUGAUGGACUGUGGAGUGGAGCAGAUAGAUGGACCAGCGAGGACCUGCUCACCAAGCUGCGAACAGCGAGAUGCUGGUCGGGAAGGACAGGGGGAUGCAGACUCCAGACAGAGAGGGGACAUGGGGAGGCCCAGGAUUAAACUGCCCCAACGGUCUGACAUGAUCUGCGGCUUUGCAUCUCUCAAAGGUCAGAAAAUUUGCACAGCUGCCAUGCGAAACACCAAGAGAGGAUCCUGGUUCAUCCAGGAACUUAACACAACACUCCGCCUCCAUGCCAGGGACACACAUCUUGCAGAUAUCCUGGUUCAGGUCAAUGCGCGUAUCAAGGAGAGGGAGGGUUACGCCCCGGGCACCGCCCACCAUCGCUGCAAAGAGAUGUCAGAGUUCACCAGCUCGUUGUGCAAAGACCUCUACCUGUUCCCCAAGUACCAGCCCCAGUAUUGAUAUACAGUACAGUAUGCAAAGAUCAACAUGCAGUGCCUAACGCACACAGGCCAUUCCUUGCUUUGAAGCCUCUCAAUAAGGGCACACAACUGUUCAUUCCACAACAGUUACUGCCACACACUCACACAUUCCUCAACUACAACUUCUCAUCCAAGGAUUUAUUCAUUCAUAUUUUCUGUGUAAAUACUGCCUUCCCAAACACACACAUACACUCAAACGAACCUUGGAAAGGAAAAAGGAGCAGGCUUAUAUUAAUCUACAUGUACUUGGAAAUGAGCAACAUAUUACCAUACAACUUACUUGUUUGUCUGUGUGUCUGUGUCUAUGCCAGUUAGAGGGUUUAGAUUUUAAUCCUUUUUAGUCAAAGACGAAUUUAUUUUUUUGUUUUCUCACUGCACAGCUACGUUGAGGUUUCACAAGUCUCUCUUUUUAAACUAUUUUGUACACAGAUCUAUUUUUGUGCCUUUAUUUUGUAUGAAAUUGUUUUUAUAAGGAUUUUUAAUCCCAUUCUCUUUUAUUUGUAAAAAUUACCAUUUCUUAUUUUAAUGAAGUGACAGGCAGGGGGCAGCACAGCUGAGGGAAAAUGCAUUUCAUCAUCUCUCUUUCAUCAAUAUUUUUUCUGUCUCCUGCAGCUCUAAAUAAUCAUUACUGUUAAAACAGCAGACAGGCUUUAUUUCAGUGACAAUCAGCCACAAGUGAGGGUUAAACAGUGAAGUCAUAUCCUCACAUAGUUUACCUUAUGAAGAGAAACACACCUAUAGGGCAGCUUCAAAACAAAUUGUUGAUCACAUUGUUUUUUUUGUGGAUGAUUAAUCAGCAAAAAUUCUACUUUUCAACCUAAAGUUUGAUGAAUGCACCAGCUGAAACCCUGCAAAAUUCUCUGUUACUGUCCCUGUCUGGGUGGCGGGCUGCCAGGGGAAUGUGGUGCUACUUGUGAGGUCAUACACCUACUGUAUGAACUUUGACCUUUAUGCUAACUCUGACUCCUGAUGGUGUUUCCCCCUAUGCGAGCACUGUGCACUUAGUCCCCCUUACUGUAUUUUGGUGUUAUUUUACUUUAUCUGAUACACUAAGGACAAACCAUGUAUUUCCUAUGUCUUCCACAGUUCCACAACAGUUUUCUACAGUCGCCUGUACCAUGUGAGGAUGAUCUGUUAGACAAAGUUAUGACUAUGGUGCUUUCACAGUGUAUUGUAUCACUUUGGCACCCCCACUCGCCGAGGAAAUCUAUUUCUCAAGGCUGUGUGAGCAUUGAUGUUUCCCAGAAAAGGCCUGGCCAAGCGAAGUGUGUUUAGUUACAACAGUGUUGUAGUGAAGAAAACAGAAUAUAUGGUCGAAGCAGUAUUGAUUGUCAACCAUCUGUAAACAAAGAUGCUUUUAAGCAGUGUGUGAGGUGCCUGUGAUAGAGUUUACCCUGGUCUGGAAUGUGCUCACUCCUCUUAUGUUUUGGUUUUUAUCAUUAGGGACUAUAAUUUUAAAAAGAAAACAGAUUGGAGUAGUAUGAAAGGGUAACUCUCCUGCAGAGUGAGAAGUUCUGAAGGUUGAUAUUUGCUGCCAAGUUCCGCUGAGGUACAGUUUGGGUGACCGGGUGAAAUUUUUAUUUCUGUCAACACCAGUGACUGCCAAAUGUUCUAUACAAUAAACAGGCCAUGGUUUUUGAACAUGA
Molecule: messenger RNA, 5137 nt
Organism: Toxotes jaculatrix (banded archerfish)
Lineage: Eukaryota; Metazoa; Chordata; Actinopteri; Toxotidae
Gene: casp2
Product: caspase 2, apoptosis-related cysteine peptidase
Exons: 12
Coding region: 2065-3471 (468 amino acids)
Biological process (GO): regulation of apoptotic process; proteolysis
Molecular function (GO): cysteine-type endopeptidase activity
Source: RefSeq, a predicted model, not a curated record